Messenger RNA from Corvus hawaiiensis (hawaiian crow), 3591 nucleotides. RefSeq names its product family with sequence similarity 174 member C (gene FAM174C). The transcript is spliced from 3 exons. The record is from RefSeq and is a predicted model, not a curated record. Bases 53 to 484 code for a protein of 143 amino acids. Gene Ontology annotation, cellular component: extracellular region. Lineage: Eukaryota; Metazoa; Chordata; Aves; Passeriformes; Corvidae.
UCCCGGCGCCUUCCUGCGGCCGCCGCUCCCGCUCCGCUGCUCCGGCCCGGCCAUGCGGCGCCUUCUCCUCCUCCUCUUUCUCCUCGUCCCGCACCUCGGCCGCGCCGCCGCCCCCAGCCCGGGGAACAGCACGGAGCCGCCGCGGGCGGCCGCAGGGAACGAGACGCAGUCGGGGUCGGAGCACGAGUCCGGGCCGGAGCACGAGUCCGGGCCGAGGCUGUCGGUGGGGUUGGGGCUGCCGGUGCUGAGGCGGGCAGUUUAUGUGCUGAGCGCUCUCUCGGCGCUGGCUGGGCUCUACUUCGUGCUGCGGGCGGUGCGCCCCAGGUCCGAGGGCCCAAGAAACGAGCCCAAAACUCAUUUCAGGUUGAAGAAGCCCCAGAGGAAGAAGUACGGGCUGCUCUCGAGCCACGAUGAGAACAUCGAGCUGGGGUCCCUGGACAGUGAUGAGGACACCCUGUUUGAAACACGGAACCUGAGGCGAUGACCAGUGGCACCGGCUGCCCGGGCUGAUGGAGGGUCCAAUCCCAGUGGAAUCUCCAGUGCUCAAGUUUCAUAUCUGCUUACAGUGACUCUUAAUUAACAGUUCGAGCCCUUCCAUGGCUGGGGCAGGGGAAAGGGGACCAAACUUGUUUUCUUCACGUGCAUUCUUGGGGACAUUUCUGGGGAAAGAUGGGAGCUGUUCACUGCAUGGGGAGAGGCUGAGGUAAGGGAGAUGCUCCUGGAUGAUUUUCAGCACCUGAAAUCCGAGCUCUGAGCUCCAGAGCUGCCCCUGUGCCUCAUAUCCCUCUCUCCUUGCCCUGGAAGCAUCAGAUUCCUUUUCCAUGCUGAUCCUCUUUCCUUCUUGCAAGAUCAGGUUGCUUCUUUGGGAAGUGUCUCUGUAAUCAGCUCCUGGGAGGAGCUGGGAGAGCUCUUGGUGUCUGUUACACAAACAGGGGUGGGAGGGUGAUAGUUCAGACAGAACAGCUUUGGGAAUGAGUUAAACGAGUUAAAUUUUGCAGGAUUAGCAGUUACUGAGAUAAUCCUGGUCAUUCAUGGGUUUACUGAUGUGUUUACAAAUGAAAGGGGCCACAACCCAAAGGAAUAUUUCUCCAGAAGAGCCACCAAAAGGGGAUGGGAGUGCCCGGACUCUGCCCAGCCCCACCCCUGUGACACCAGGGACACUGUGUGACAUCUGCCAAGCUCUGGAUUUGAGAUACCUGAGGAAGAGCCAGGUGUGAGCCAGGGAGUGUCUUGGAGCAGCUGAUGACUGGAAAAGGGGGACUCCAACCUCUCUUGACUGUGAUUCAGGGCAGCCCUGGCUGUGAGUUAUCUCCACUCAAGGACCCUGGAGUUUCAAUCCCUUUGUUAAGUGGGUAUUUGGGAUCUGAUUGUGUAGGACCAAAGGUGAAUGUGUCAGGAGGUUGUUGCUGCGUGGAUCUGCUGCUAAAACAGUGAAAACUGCUCGCCAAGUGCUCCUUUCCUUAGAAACUGGCAGCACAUCCUUAAAUCCCACUUCUCCCCAAGCUGGUAGUGCCUUUGUUUGGAGAACCCGAGGGAUUUGCCCUGCGGGCAGGGAGGUCUCUGUGGCACCUUUAGGGUGAAUAUUUGGAAUGUCUUUGGCUCCUUUCCUUUGGCUUGCAAAUCCCCUGUGGAUCAGGGGGCACAGGUGACACUUGGAGAAGGGACAGGGAUGUGCUGAUCAGGGAGGGGCCGGGGGGACUGGCAGCUGCUCCGGGAUCCCCGAGGCAGCAGAGGGAGUGCUGUGAUCCUGCUGUGAUCCUGGCCACGUUUGUCUGUUCGGGACCAGGUGAGGUUUCCUGGAGAAAUCCCACCCCUGCGGCAGCUCCGUCUGCACGUGCACGAAGGAUUUUACAUAUAUAGAUAUAUUUUUAAUAACGCUGCCGUGUGCACACAGUGCUUGGAUGUGCCCUGUUUUCCUGUCGUUUGGACCCUUUCACACCUGUUUUGGGGUGUUCUCUGCUUGUGUGGCUGCUGCAGUUGGGAGCAGGCAGAGGUUCCAUGUGGGAAUUGCUGGGAUGGCUUCACCCGGCUGCAGCUUCCCUGGGGAUGAUCCGAGCUCUGUGAUCCAUGGUCAGGGAUCUCUUGAUCCUGCAGGGCUGCACGUGCUGGUAAUUCCCUGGCUCUUCAAUUCCCUCUGGAGAGUCGUUCCUUGUGCUGUUGAAGCCAGAUGAGCCCGACUGUCCCAAUCCACUGCCAUGCUCAGUGUUGGACCAACACAUUCCUUGACCUUCCUUUACCUGGAGUGAUGAACCUGAGCAUUCCUUAGGCUCCCCUCUUGUUGGACAGGUGAGCUUUGGAAUUCUCAAAUUUCCUCACCUCGCAGGAGUGGAGGAUUUGUUUAUUGUUAAAUGAUUUGGAUCAGAGGGAACCUCAAGCCUGAUGUCCUGCCUUGAAAAUAAUUCUGCUGGAAUUUGGUUUUGCUGGAACAGGUGUUUGUGUUUGAGCAGGGAAAGGUGUGGAGCAGGUAAUGAGGUGCCUGUGCUGUGCUCUGUAGGUACCAGGGAAGGAAAUUGAAGUGGCAGCCUGGAAUUUCUGCGCCACUUCCAUGUUUUCAGAGUCCUGCCAGCCCCCUUUGAAGAGUGCAGGGUACAAAGGUGCUUGUGGGGCUGUCACUUGUUCUGGUCCUGUUUGGGCUGGGGACAGCUUGGAGCUGUAAUCAGGGACCCUGUGAAAGCUGCUUCCACUUCCAUUCUGCCCCUUGGCAGCAGUUGGCAUCUGGAUUUGCCCUUUGUGGGCCGUGACAUUCCAUCCCUGCCCUGCUCUGAGUCGUUUUCUAAGAGGAGAAAACCAAGUCACAGACCUGAGACUCCUUGGGGUGCUCAGUACGAUCCCAUUUCUCCAGGAGGAACCAACUGGAGCUGUCACAUCUGCAGUGUGAUCAGUGCCAGGCCAGGGCAGGUUUUUUUGGGGUGGAUCCUAAAAAUAACAGCAGCUUUGAACACCUCACGUGACAUUUCCACAAAGGAGCAGUUCAGGUGUUCAUUCCAUUACUCUUUCAGUUCCUCCACGUGUGUUUGAUACCCUCAUUUUAGGUCUCUUUGCACCAGUUGGAUCUUCCAGUACCUUUCCAGUUUUAGUUUUUCAGGCUAAACAUGGGGAUGCAACCAGACCUGCCUGUGCCUGGCCCUGGGCAGGCUGAGGCCUCACCAGCCACUGCUGCACUUUUCUUUCUCCGGGAUGAAUCAGGGUGCUGGUGGCAGGCUCCGUGUGCCCGUUGGUCUGCAGGAUUCCUGCUCAUCCCAGCCAAAAGGAGCCGAUGGACCACGACCUGUGACAGUCACCACCACCUGUGAGCGUCACGAGUGACUACAACAGUCUGCUCUGAAUUAAGCCAAAGCCAAAUUCCAAAGUUUACUUAAUCCCUCUGUCAUUUUGGAGAUUUUAUGGGAUGCUCUGCUGCUGAUACCGACCUGCCCAAACCGCCUGGGCCAUCUGCAGGGUUAAUGGGAUCCAUGGGAGCGGGGUGAGAUCAGCUCUGCCGUUGUGUUCUGUGCCUGGCGUGGGAUCUGCAGCACUGGGAGUGCUGGGAGAGGGGCCUGUGGUGGGAGCCCUGGAGUCAAUAAACAGCACUUGGGCGCAUUGUUGUCUGAA